GAGUGCCUCGUAAACCCGGUGGCCAAAACUUGUUGCUCCUAACUCAUCCUCACUCUUGAGCGUAGAUAGAGAGAGAGAAAAAAACAGUGAGAGUGCCAGUGUCUGAAUCCAUCUCCAGUCCAUUUCCCAACCAGAGAAAAACCAAUGGGGAAGGAAGAGAAGAAACCAGAGGAAGCAAAGAAGCCUGAGGAAGAAAUGAAGAAAGAAGAAGCCCCAAAAGCUAAUGAGAAACAGAGUGAUGAAAAGAAAGAGGAAAAGAAAUCUGGGGAAUCCAAGGAACCGGCGCCGCAAGAAAUCAUCCUUAAAGUAUACAUGCAUUGUGAAGGUUGUGCCAGAAAAGUCCGCAGAUGCCUCAAAGGAUUUCAAGGAGUAGAAGAUGUAAUAACAGAUUGCAAGACGAGUAAGGUGGUUGUGAAAGGUGACAAGGCAGAUCCAAUUAAGGUUUUGGAAAGGGUUCAAAGGAAGAGCCACCGUCAAGUGGAGCUUCUAUCUCCAAUUCCAAAACCGCCGGCGGAAGAACCUAAGAAAACCGAAGAGAAAGAGGUGGCCAAAGCCGAAGAGAAAAAGGCGGAGCCUCCGGUGAUUACAGUAGUCUUGCGAGUUUACAUGCAUUGUGAGGCUUGUGCUCAAGAAAUCAGAGAGCGAAUACAGAGAAUGAAAGGAGUGGAAAGUGCAGAUCCAGACAUAAAGAGUUCACAGGUGACAGUAAAAGGUGUGUUUGAGCCUGAAAAUCUUGUUGAUUAUGUAUACAAGAAAACGGGAAAGCAUGCGGUGAUCAUGAAGUUAGAGCCGGAGAAGAAAGAGGAGAAAAAAGAGAAAGAUGGUAAAGACAAGAAGAAAGCCGAGGGCGGAGAAAAAGAAGCCAAGACAGGUGGUGAAGAGGCGAAAGAAAACAAGAAAGGAGGCGGGGACAAUGGUGACGCUAGCGGCGGCGGUGAAGAACCACCAGCUAAACCGGAGGUCGACACUAAACUCGAUUUGAAAAAGAAUGAAUUCAACUAUUACUACCCUCAAAACUAUCAUAUUCAAACUCAAAGAUUUGUCCGAGAGAAUUAUGAAUAUGCUCCACAGAUCUUUAGUGAUGAAAACCCUAAUGCAUGUUCUGUUAUGUAAGUUUUGGGAUGAACAAUGGGUGGGGUAGGGGUCACAUGGAUAACUGUUCCAUGGCCUUUCACUCUUGACAUGUUGUGGUGCUCUACAUGUGGCCCUGUCUGGCUGUCUGGGUUUCCAUAGUAUAAAUAAUAAAUCUACAGGAAGAUGUAGAAUUUUGUACCUUUUCGUUUUUCUUUAUUAAAAUUUUUGUCACAUACCAUGAAUAAAAGUACCAUAAUAUA
Messenger RNA from Olea europaea var. sylvestris, 1334 nucleotides. Its product is annotated as heavy metal-associated isoprenylated plant protein 7-like. Lineage: Eukaryota; Viridiplantae; Streptophyta; Magnoliopsida; Lamiales; Oleaceae. The coding region runs from base 145 to 1113 and encodes 322 amino acids. The record is from RefSeq and is a predicted model, not a curated record. Gene Ontology annotation, molecular function: metal ion binding. The transcript has 5 exons.